CCACACGGCUUUCAGAAUCACCAACACACACUGCACUUCGAUACACUUAACAUGACGGCGUCGGGUGGAUCAGUGCGGCGGUUACUGGCCCAAAAUUCGGCCGUCCUAAGGCGUGGGGCCGAACACGCAAGGCAGCAAAUAUUUGGUCACGUCCCCAUUCUCGAGGGAGCUGCUGCCGGGAACAAGACCGCGAAGAAAACAUUUACGGGGCCCUAUCUCGAGAAAUACUACCCGACUUCCAUCAACCACCACGCAAGAAAAGUGAGUCCUGCAAUUUUGUGAAGCUGGCUUCAUGUUACAUGACAUGAAAGGAAGCGAUAUUGGAUUUUGGUUGCAUUCCACAAGUUUUUUCAAGCUUGCACCAUCGACGCUAGAUCAUACCUCCCCACCAUUUGCCUCACGAAGUACUUUUCCUUGGAAUUCAUUUUUUAAAAAAAAAACUAUUGAUAUUGAAACGAAUGGACGUGCCGGUGUAAAUGAUAGGUUCAUGACGGAUGGGAAACCGAACAAGAGGAAUACAGGCGCGUGAAACUAACCCAGCGGCGACGCAAGGGAAAGGGCCCACCCAAGAAAGGGGCGGGCGCUCGAAGUGGGAAAAAGCGGUAACCUUAAUUGCGGUGAGAUCGGAAUUUGAGGCAAAAUGUUCUGGUGAACGCCAUGCAUUGGCUCGCAAAAUAUAUACAUAGUAACAGA
Pseudo-nitzschia multistriata is the source of this 693-nucleotide messenger RNA. The record is from the annotation of a GenBank genome assembly. Lineage: Eukaryota; Bacillariophyta; Bacillariophyceae; Bacillariales; Bacillariaceae.